This is a messenger RNA of Symbiodinium pilosum, 342 nucleotides long. Lineage: Eukaryota; Dinophyceae; Suessiales; Symbiodiniaceae. The record is from the annotation of a GenBank genome assembly.
AUGGAGGCCGUGUGGAAGAUUGAGGUUGAGGACUUCCCUGCUUUCGUUGUCGUGGAUGACAAAGGCAACGACUUCUUCAAGCAAUGGUCGAAGGAGGCUGCGAAGGAGCCUGAAGCAGAUUCCUUCUUUGACGAAACGAAGGAGUUCUUUUUCGGCCUGGACAAGAACAAGGAUGGUAAGCUCGGGGUGACUGACCUGAUGCGUGGCUUCAGCAUCGACGAGCAGAAGGCAAAAAAGCUGGUCGACCAGUUCGAUGUGGACAAGGACGGCUGGAUUGAUGUCAAAGAGUUCGAGCUCAUGCUGUUCAAGAGCGAGGAUUUGAAGCGGCAGAUGCAUGCGUGA